UUCGGGACGGUUGAUUUAGAUUCCUUAUUUCAUAGAGUGAUUCAUUUGAAGCCAUACAUAAGAAUGAGAAGAUAGUUUUUGACAAUCCACACUCGUUCAUCUCACUUAGCCCAUGGAAGGUCUUCAACUGUUUUCCCCUCCUCUAUUUUCUCAUGUUUGCUUGUUACAUAGGGACUAUGCUGCCUUCAUUAGAACAUUCUUUGUGCACGUGGAAGGAUCCACUGAAGUUAAGGCUCUUUAUUGGUCGUGCAAAGAACUCAUGUGUAAAGAACCUGAUAUCAGGAAGAAGAAGGUUCAUCUCUUGCUCAACUAAUAUGGCCAAGGACGCUACUAUCUCUUCAGAUAUACAACUAGCUAAUGCCAAAGUGAUCUACAGUAUUGCUCCUGCAACUGGUCACAAUCAGGAGUCACAUCCAGAGUGUAACCUUAGAGUUCCUGCAAUUGUUGGUGCUCUUGAAAAGAUGGAGCUUACUGCAAAGCAUCGGAGCUCAGAGCUCAUUGAGCUCAAGCAUUUUGGUCCAGCAUCAGUGGAAGAUAUAAGUAGUGUCCACGCAAGAGCGUAUGUAUUAGGUCUUGAGAAGGUGAUGGAUCAGGCUUCUGAACGAGGUAUUCUUCACAUUGAGGGGUCUGGACCAACAUAUGCCACAGCAUCCACAUUUCAGGAUUCAUCGAUUGCAGCUGGAGCAGGAUUAGCUGUUCUUGAUGCCGUGGUGGCCGCAUCUAGAAAAUCUCCAGAGCCUCCAUCUGGAUUUGCUUUGAUAAGGCCUCCUGGUCACCAUGCUGUUCCAGAAGGGCCUAUGGGCUUUUGUGUUUUCGGGAACAUUGCUAUUGCUGCUCGUUAUGCUCAGCGAGUACAUGGAUUAAAGCGUAUAUUCAUCAUUGAUUUUGAUGUUCACCAUGGCAAUGGUACGCAUGACGCUUUUUAUGAGGACCCAGAUAUAUACUUCCUUUCAACUCAUCAGGAUGGGAGCUACCCAGGUACAGGUAAGAUUCAUGAGGUAGGCCGUGGUCAAGGAGAAGGCACAUCCUUGAAUCUGCCACUGCCUGGAGGAUCUGGAGAUGUCGCUAUGAGAACUGUUUUCGAUGAAGUUAUUGUGCCAUGUGCUCAAAGAUUCAAGCCCGACAUAAUCCUAGUAUCUGCUGGCUACGAUGGACAUCUUUUAGAUCCUUUAGCAAGCCUUCAGCUCACAACAGGAACUUACUACAUGCUCGCUGCGAGCAUAAAACAACUUGCCAAAGAGCUAUGUGGAGGGCGCUGCGUGUUCUUCUUAGAAGGGGGAUACAAUCUCGAAUCUCUCUCCUAUUCAGUGGCGGACUCAUUCCGUGCUUUGCUUGGGGAGCCUAGCCGUGCGUCUGAAUUCGAUAAUCCAGCUUUUCUGUAUGAAGAGCCUUCAACCAGAAUCAAGCAAGCAAUUGAAAAGGCGAAGGCUAUACAUUCCUUGUAGUAUGUUGUAUUUCACCCUUGUAUCAUAUUGUUGUAUUAAACUGAAUCACAUAACCAUAGGAUCUAAGAUAUGUAUAUAUGUAUAGUUUCUUGAUCAUCUUCUGCUACAAGCUUACAACAUACUAAAGCUAUUCUGAAGUAUGUCCAUAUUUCCAACUUGACCAAUUGAUUCUUCUUGUGCUUAUGGCAGAAAAUGUUACCAAAUUUAGAUUAA
Messenger RNA from Beta vulgaris subsp. vulgaris (sugar beet), 1658 nucleotides. RefSeq names its product histone deacetylase 14, chloroplastic. NCBI's taxonomy places the organism in Eukaryota, Viridiplantae, Streptophyta, Magnoliopsida, Caryophyllales, Amaranthaceae. Gene Ontology annotation, molecular function: histone deacetylase activity. Gene Ontology annotation, cellular component: histone deacetylase complex. The transcript has 9 exons. Gene Ontology annotation, biological process: chromatin organization. Bases 153 to 1445 code for a protein of 430 amino acids. The record is from RefSeq and is a predicted model, not a curated record.